Messenger RNA from Mandrillus leucophaeus (drill), 2371 nucleotides. It is a transcript of the gene ARSI, whose product is annotated as arylsulfatase family, member I. The record is from RefSeq and is a predicted model, not a curated record. Lineage: Eukaryota; Metazoa; Chordata; Mammalia; Primates; Cercopithecidae. The transcript is spliced from 2 exons. The coding region runs from base 221 to 1501 and encodes 426 amino acids.
GGCCUCUGCAUGCAGUUCUGGAAAGGUGAAUCGGUUCCUUCUGCCUGUCUGGGUUUUGCACCCCGUGGUGGGACAAUUGGCAAGGUACAUAUUCCUCAGAAGGUACCAGAUCCACACAGGACUCCAGCAUUCCAUCAUCCGCCCACGGCAGCCCAACUGCCUGCCCUUGGACCAGGUGACACUGCCCCAGAAGCUGCAGGAGGCAGGUUAUUCCACCCAUAUGGUGGGCAAGUGGCACCUGGGCUUCUACCGGAAGGAGUGUCUGCCCACCCGUCGGGGCUUCGACACCUUCCUGGGCUCGCUCACGGGCAAUGUGGACUAUUACACCUAUGACAACUGUGAUGGCCCAGGCGUGUGCGGCUUCGACCUGCACGAGGGUGAGAAUGUGGCCUGGGGGCUCAGUGGCCAGUACUCCACUAUGCUUUACGCCCAGCGUGCCAGCCAUAUCCUGGCCAGCCACAGCCCUCAGCGGCCCCUCUUCCUCUAUGUGGCCUUCCAGGCAGUACACACACCGCUGCAGUCCCCUCGUGAGUACCUGUACCGCUACCGCACCAUGGGUAAUGUGGCCCGGCGGAAGUAUGCGGCCAUGGUGACCUGCAUGGAUGAGGCUGUGCGCAACAUCACCUGGGCCCUGAAGCGCUAUGGUUUCUACAACAACAGUGUCAUCAUCUUCUCCAGUGACAAUGGUGGUCAGACUUUCUCGGGGGGCAGCAACUGGCCGCUCCGAGGACGCAAGGGCACUUAUUGGGAAGGUGGCGUGCGGGGCCUAGGCUUUGUCCAUAGUCCCCUGCUCAAGCGAAAGCAACGGACAAGCCGGGCACUGAUGCACAUCACUGACUGGUACCCGACCCUGGUGGGUCUGGCAGGUGGCACCACCUCAGCAGCUGAUGGGCUAGAUGGCUACGAUGUAUGGCCGGCCAUCAGCGAGGGCCGGGCCUCACCACGCACGGAGAUCCUGCACAACAUUGACCCACUCUACAACCAUGCCCAGCAUGGCUCCCUGGAGGGCGGCUUUGGCAUCUGGAACACCGCUGUGCAGGCUGCCAUCCGCGUGGGUGAGUGGAAGCUGCUGACAGGAGACCCUGGCUAUGGCGAUUGGAUCCCGCCACAGACACUGGCCACUUUCCCGGGUAGCUGGUGGAACCUGGAACGAAUGGCCAGUGUCCGUCAGGCUGUAUGGCUCUUCAACAUCAGUGCUGACCCUUAUGAACGGGAGGACCUGGCUGGCCAGCGGCCUGAUGUGGUCCGCACCCUGCUGGCUCGCCUGGCCGAAUAUAACCGCACAGCCAUCCCGGUGCGCUACCCGGCUGAGAACCCCCGGGCUCAUCCUGACUUUAAUGGGGGUGCGUGGGGGCCUUGGGCCAGUGAUGAGGAAGAGGAGGAAGAGGAAGGGAGGGCUCGAAGCUUCUUCCGGGGUCGUCGCAAGAAAAAAUGCAAGAUUUGCAAGCUUCGAUCCUUUUUCCGUAAACUCAACACUAGGCUGAUGUCCCAACGGAUCUGAUGGUGGGGAGGGAGAAAACUGUCCUCUAGAUGUUCUUCCCCACUCCGGCUUGGCCCUGCUCUUUCUCAGGGAUAAGCCUGUCACGUCUCCAUCUACAGGGAGUUGGAGAGUGUAGAGUCCCUUGGUUGAACAGGGUGGGGAACCUGGUUGGGGGUGGGUGGGAAUAAACCAGACUGGGAUGCCUGCGUCUCAGUCCUGCCUCCUCACCGACUUGCUCUGUGACCUCAGGUGACCAACACGAGCUUUUGGCCUCAGUUUCCUCCUCUGUAAAAUGAGCUCUAAUGACUUUGUGACUCUUUGGUGUGGCCCUGGAGCCUGGGGCCACGGUGGAGUUCCUCGGCCUUGCCACUUGACAACCCUUAAAGGGCUUCCUCCUUAACACAGGAUCUCUAUGGUGGUGUUUGGGUGAGGGCCGCCUGGAGUCAACCCCCAGCUAAAGCAUGGCAGUCUGACUGCUCUCUACAGGGACCUCCUGAGCACUGUGGGUGGAGGUGCAGGGGUCGGGGGGUUGACCUUCGUGGCUCUUCACAUGGCCUAGGCCAGUCCUCGGGUCAGACUGGUGUCAGGCACUGUAGUGCAAAGUUCCUCUUCUGGCCCCUCCAGUACCCAGAGAAAUUGGCUGGGCCAUUAAUGGCUGCAGCACCAAGGGUGGUGGAAACAGCUGUGAAGAGCCCCCAAACCAGUACCGGGACACCUGGGUUCUCCCGUGACCUUGGGCACAGUUCUUCCCCUCUAGGCCUUGAUUUCCCCACCUGCGAGUGGGGAUGCUAGCCCUGGCUCUGCCUCCCUCAUGAGGCUCUGGAAGACUGGCCAAAGCCAGAUUGUAGAGGAGCUUGUGAACUUGAUUAAAGUGUCAUAACUUGGAAGUGA